Saccoglossus kowalevskii is the source of this 312-nucleotide messenger RNA. RefSeq names its product pre-mRNA-processing factor 39-like. Gene Ontology annotation, molecular function: protein binding; pre-mRNA 5'-splice site binding. Gene Ontology annotation, biological process: mRNA 5'-splice site recognition; RNA processing. The record is from RefSeq and is a predicted model, not a curated record. Lineage: Eukaryota; Metazoa; Hemichordata; Enteropneusta; Harrimaniidae. Gene Ontology annotation, cellular component: commitment complex; U2-type prespliceosome; U1 snRNP.
GACACGGAGAAAGCAAAGCAGUAUGAAUGAAGCUCUGAAAAAAGACCAGGGAAAUCCUAAGUUGUAUUUGCAACUGUUAGAUCUGGAGUUCCAAUCCAAUUUUCAAAAUGAAGAGGCUGUCCUGGCUUUGUUUGAGAGAAUAUUGAACAACAAAAAUGUAUCGAUUGAUUCAAAGGUUUUGUUCUCUCAAAGAAAACUGGAAUAUUUGGAAGAUUUUGGCAGCGACGUGACCAAGUUACUUGCUGCAUACGAAGACCACCAAAAAUUAAUCAAACAGCAUGGUGGAAAAAAAAGACCUCAUGGUGGAGAUGG